GAGAUGGUUCAAGAGCGACUCGUUUUAUUUUGAGUGACUCACAUGUUAGGAAACAAUAUGUUUCGGAGUUAAAGAAGAUGGAUAAUGACACGGAGGCCGUUGCUGUGGCCUUACCACUCUUUCGGUAUCCCACGGCUGUGACGGUGCUGCUGUGUGUGGCGUACGUAAGUGUGUUCAUCAUUGGCGUCGUUGGCAACACAUGUGUCGUAAUGGUUGUCUAUCGUAGUCCCAAGAUGAGGUCGUCUACCAACCUCUUCAUCGCCAACCUCGCCUGCGCCGAUCUCUUGGUGAACAUUAUAUGUUUGCCUUUCACACUAACAAGCAAUAUCAUGUCAGCCUGGACCAUGGGCUGGUUAAUUUGCAAGAUCAUCCCCUACCUUCAAGGAGUGUCUGUCAACGCCUCUAUUAAUACUCUUGUAGCAAUAUCCGUGGAGCGUUGCUUCGCUAUCUGCUACCCGCUCAAGUGGCAGAUCUCCUCUCGAGUUAGCAAGCGAGCGAUCCUAGCGAUAUGGCUGCUGUCACUCACCAUUACUCUGCCUUGGGCUGUCUUCUUCAAGCUGCAACCACUGUAUGAAGGCAGUGAAGAGCAGGCCUGUCUAGAAGUGUGGCCGACUAACUACAGUGGUAAUGUCUACUUCAUCAUAGCCAAUCUGCUCAUGUGCUACCUGCUACCACUAACCAUCAUCACAGCAUGCUACUUGCUCAUCUGGCGCAAAGUCUUCCUACGCCGGCCUCCAGGAGAGUUACGCCAGGCAACGGACAAGAUCAUACAGAAGUCAAAGGUCAAAGUGGUCAAGAUGUUGAUGACGGUCAUCAUUCUGUUCGCUUUCUCCUGGCUUCCGCUGUACCUCAUCUUUACGAGAAUAAAACUUGGAGGGCCAUUGACUUCUUCCGAGGAAGGAAUUGUGUUUAUGAUUCUUCCCUUUGCUCAGUGGUUGGGUGCUUCAAAUUCUUGUAUCAACCCAAUCCUUUAUGCGUAUUUCAAUAGGAAGUUCAGGGUGGGGUUUAGAGCGAUUAUUUACAGUAGAUCAUGCUGUACGCCGCUGUACUAUGAUCCUUCCGGAAGUGACAUGAGAACUGUCAGUAGUAAGCAGAAUCUAUAUUUGGGUGUGAACCAAAAGGAUUAUGUGAUUAAACAGUUCCAGAACAGGAAGACAAAAUCGUGUGCCGUUUUGUUCAGCCAGAAUUUGAACUGUAGCAGUAAUAGUUUGAAUAAAAUAAAGCCAGUGGUCUUUCCAAAACUUUCGCUAGGAUUCCGGUCGGUUAGUGUUGAUAAUAUCUUUGAUAAACCUACCAGAGCUAAGUGCAAAGAUAUUUUUUUGUAGAUAAUUGUUGUGUUGACAAUUAUAAUUUAUUUGAUUAGAUGUUCUAUUAAUAAUAGUCUCGGAAAUUGAUA
Molecule: messenger RNA, 1396 nt
Organism: Macrosteles quadrilineatus (aster leafhopper)
Lineage: Eukaryota; Metazoa; Arthropoda; Insecta; Hemiptera; Cicadellidae
Product: neuropeptide SIFamide receptor-like
Exons: 5
Coding region: 78-1325 (415 amino acids)
Biological process (GO): G protein-coupled receptor signaling pathway
Cellular component (GO): membrane
Molecular function (GO): peptide binding; neuropeptide Y receptor activity
Source: RefSeq, a predicted model, not a curated record